GUUAACAGCAAGCACUUUAACAUUGUAAGUGACAGUGGCAAGAAGAAGGGCAAAAGAGCAAUAAAAGAACUUCAGUAACAGAAAAAAGUAACAGAAAAAAAAUCUUAAGGAAGGACUUGGCAUAAUCAAACAUGAAAGUUCUGAUUUUUCUAGCAAUAGCUCUGGCUAUACCAUGUAGCCAGUGCAAGCAGACUGAAAUAGUGGUGGCGAGUGGUUCAGUAGCAGUGCUUCCAUGCAUCGUGCACUCACCCAGUGCUUACUCCACUGCAGUCUACUGGAAGAGGAAAGCCGGAGGCAUGCAGAAGACGGUGUGGCGGAGGGACAAAAGUGGCCUUGAGUUCCGGCCAGUGGGACAAGCUUCACGCUCCCACUGCCCCCUGCCAAACUUUGGAAAGGGGGAUUACAGUCUUCAUAUUGAGGGGGUGAGAGACGAGGAUGCGGGAAUGUACCACUGUGUGGUGGAAGGAACCAGAUGGGACACUGUGCAGGUCAUACUCAGAGUCAUCAAAGUGUCGUUCACUCCCGUCAACGUGAUGGAGGGCGAGAAGGUGCAAAUGACAUGUAUUAUCACUCCCCAGCCUCCAAAGCACAUUGCAGUGAAGUGGCAACUGAACGGCUCGUUGAUGAGGACUGCCACAACCUCUCAGACUCAUACACUCUAUCAUGUGUCUCAGAGGGAGGCAGGAAACUGGAGCUGCCUAAUUCAAUACAAUGAUGCACAGGCAAAAGCAUCUGCACUUCUGCAAGUCAAAGGAGUCAUGCUCCCUAAGGAAAGUCAUGCAGUAGUGUAUGGCGAGGUGGGCUCCUCCGUCACAUUGCCUUGCAUCUUCUCUGACGGGCUCUUUGUGAACAGUUCCUCCUGGGAGAGGGUAUCCAGUCAAACUGGUUCACCUGCCUCGCUCCCAUCGACUUUCCGAAACACUUUGGGCCAUGCUGCUGGGGAAUGGUCUGUAAAGUGGGACCAGUCAGCCCACAUCAUGAGUGUGAGGGAGGCCGACAAAGGCACAUACAGGUGCUCAGGGCAGAUGGAGGGAGCCAGCGGCAGGAGGCUCACAGUGGAGAGGCAUAUCCAUCUAGUCACUGCUCAAGUUUCACAGUCAUCCCGAAGUGACAAUGUGGUGCUCACCUGUGACCUUAGUAAUGCCAGUCAGGUCACAGAUUAUGAAUGGCUCAGAUCAACCUAUGACAUAAAUGCCACUCAGACACUCACUUCUGUCCAGAAGUCAAGGUCAAACAGCUUGACAAUUCUAAACGCUGAGGUAAAGGACCAGGAAGGAUGGGUGUGCCGCUAUUAUGAGCAGCAGAGGCUUCUGGGAAAUGUCACUUUCCACAUGCAAAUGAUGAGUGGGUUGGCCAGAGAAAAAGAGCCUGUAAGUGGUAAAAAGGCAGCUAUGGUGCUAGGAUUGGCCUUCCUGUUACUGCUUGUACUCCUGAUUUUGCUCCAGAUAUACAAAAACCAUCGCCGAAGAAAAAUGAUCAUGCAGUAUCCAGCGAUGGAGACUAUCGUCCAUCGAGCUGCCAAUGAACGAGAAAGAAGAGAUAGAUGUAAGAAGAGUGAGGAAGGCCUGAGUAAUGCUCACGAUGGAGACCUGAAACAAGGGGCACUGUAACGUCUGCAGCAGUUCAGCCAUUUGUAACAAUCUCUGUGUAUUACUUGCACAUGUGAGUGUGUGUGUGUGUGUGUGUGUGUGUGUGUGUGUGUGUGUGUGUGUGUUUAAAGCAACUGUAGCAUGAGCCUUGUAAAUUAUUCUUCUAAUGCCAUGAUACUAAGCAAAACUACACAAUUAUUUUCUUGAAUUUUGUUCUUUAUCUAUGAUUUUGCUUAAAUGUACAUAAA
Molecule: messenger RNA, 1837 nt
Organism: Electrophorus electricus (electric eel)
Lineage: Eukaryota; Metazoa; Chordata; Actinopteri; Gymnotiformes; Gymnotidae
Gene: lag3
Product: lymphocyte activating 3
Biological process (GO): positive regulation of ERK1 and ERK2 cascade; T cell activation; interleukin-15-mediated signaling pathway
Cellular component (GO): external side of plasma membrane; membrane raft
Molecular function (GO): MHC class II protein binding; protein tyrosine kinase binding
Source: RefSeq, a predicted model, not a curated record